GCAGUCAUCUCGAAGAAGCCGUAGGAAAUAGUAACCCCACCGGAAAGCGUUGAGAGCAAGGUUGUACGCUAGAGCAUCACACGGCAUAAACGAUUCAACGUAUCUCGUGCGGUGGAGAUCGCAUUGUGUACCUCAUAGUAGCCUAUCGAUCGCGAUGUAAAACCCGUCGGAUGUAGAGGAAACAACUCGGAUUUUAAGUCCGAAAGGGGGAGGACGUGUAUAAAGGUUGGCAUUUCAUUCGGAGUCGACGUGAUACUAACUUGUCGUUCAUCACAAGCGCAGCUCGUUUCAAUUAUUCGGUAAUCAGUAAAACCUGUCGGCUGAGUAACCAUGAGUGCUACUUCGACCUCCAACGGCACUGCUCGUAAGCACGGUGAUAUGAGGGAUUAUGCGUCCACGACACUUUUCCAACCACACCGAGCUCGAGAAGCUAUCCGAGAUGCACACAACAAGAAAAUUCCACCAAUGAUCGGCUACUAUGCCGGACUUGCGGCAGUUCCGAUAACAAGAUUGGUAGCCCCGAUGGGAUUCGAUUUCGUCUGGAUCGAUUGGGAGCAUACUGCCAUGAACAUCGAGACUAUGACGACGAUGGUCCACGAAGCGGCUUUCUUUAGUGAAGGCCGAACAAUACCUUGGGUUCGGGUGCCAGGGCAUGACCACGCUAGCAUAGCGUGGGCUGCCGACGCUGGUGCGUCUAUCGUCGUACCGCAAGUUGAUACCGUCGAACAAGCCAAGCAUGUGGUCAACGCAUUAAAGUACGGUCGUAAGAACAAAGGCUAUCGAUCGGCACCACCUUUCCGUUACAUACAUAACGUCACGGACAUCCCAUACGAUCCGACGCAGUCCUUGUGGGAAAACUUCAACGAUCAUUCUGCACUAAUGAUCCAGAUCGAGUCAUUGGAGGGAAUUAAUAAUCUUGACGCGAUCCUUACUGAAGUACCCGAGGUCGAUGUCGUUUGGCUUGGAACGAUUGAUACACGCGUGAGCAUGGGUCUUCCUGGUGGUUAUGCCAUCCAAGGCUCGGAGCCUGAAUGGCUAGAAGCUGCUGAGCUCUUUAGUUCAAUCGUUCGCAAACACAACAAACCGUUCGCUGGAUUUUGCCAUCCAAAUGACGAAGGACUUCUUAAUGGCACUGGCAAUAGGUGCAUGGCUGUUGUGACAGGCGAUACGAUGAAACUGGCAGAGCUAGCACCGGAGCUACUAGACUUGAAGGCGGCAUUGUUGAAGGCAAGAGGAAUUAAGAAAUAAGUCUUGUUAAUGUCGAUAUACCUGUCAAUAGGAUCGAGGUUGAUAUUGAGAUGAAGUCAACUCAAUCUUGUUUAAGUCAGUAAAAAUAGAUUGUCGAAUGCAGUUUCAAGGCACAGCACUUAGAAUGAACAAACGAAGCAACCUCGGAACCCCGGGAUUGAAAGUGGAUCCUCUGUCUCGGGUGGGACAAGUGUUACAUCACCCCGGAACUUAAAUCCAAAAUAUACCCAAAAGGGAUAGUUGGGUGUAAGCAAAGUGAGAAAGUGCGACGC
Hypoxylon trugodes is the source of this 1520-nucleotide messenger RNA. RefSeq names its product HpcH/HpaI aldolase/citrate lyase family protein. The transcript has 3 exons. NCBI's taxonomy places the organism in Eukaryota, Fungi, Ascomycota, Sordariomycetes, Xylariales, Hypoxylaceae. Gene Ontology annotation, cellular component: cytoplasm. Gene Ontology annotation, molecular function: aldehyde-lyase activity. Bases 331 to 1248 code for a protein of 305 amino acids. The record is from RefSeq and is a predicted model, not a curated record.